UUUCAGUCGCUUGGAAUUUCUGUAGAGUUCAUCGUCCAUAUAAUACGGAUAUUCACGCAUUCUGUCCGUCGCACCCGUAUUGAGAGGGCCGAGGAAGCGCUGGCACAAAUGGGAUCCACCGUGUUCUCGGGAAUCACAUUAACAAUGCUCGGAGGGACGUUGGUGUUAGCCUUUGCACAUUCCCAAAUCUUUAAAGUCUUCUACUUCCGAAUGUUUUUGGGAAUUGUAAUAAUUGGUGCAUUGCAUGGGCUGAUCUUUCUUCCCGUAGUGCUUUCUUUCAUAGGAUCUCCAAUAAAUCGACGUCUCUUGCAAGAUAAACUCCGAGAAGAAGGUCGAAGUUCGCAAGAGCGACGAACAGGACGACUCGCCAAUCUUAAGGAGAACAUGACUUCUUCAUUACCCGCAAAUAUUGGAUUGGCGGACGGGUCAAAAGAGAAGUUAGAAGCACGUUCUCCAGUGAUCUCAAUAGAAGUCCCAUCAAAAGUCCUAGAAGGUCCUUUACUUCAUCGUUCGCUCAGGUUGGACUGA
Messenger RNA from Cooperia oncophora, 528 nucleotides. The record is from the annotation of a GenBank genome assembly. Lineage: Eukaryota; Metazoa; Nematoda; Chromadorea; Rhabditida; Trichostrongylidae.